UACUUGAACUCGAGAGAUGAGUUUUUCAUUUCAUCUAUAUUUUAGAGAUUAUGUCGGAAUUUGAUUUCAAAGUAGCACGGGGUAGGCCUAGUACCCCGACUAAGGUGUCAUGGUUCGAAUUCCUACUGGAUCCAGAGCUCCUACAGAAGCAUCUAUCGCAGGAUAAUGCAGACCCGUCGGCGACAACCCUCAUCUGCCAGUUCCUCCACCAUGCCGAGUUCUCAGCCACUCAAGCCAGUCGUCCCCCUGUCGCUCCGGAACCCAUGCAAGAGGAUGGACAAGAACCACUACUGCCUGUCAGGGUUGAGAACAAGAAGGUCCAGGCCCUGAAAUUACUUGCUCUCAAGUCCGCGGCAUUCUUGAACUGGAAUUUGAACAGUCUUGACAAAAAUCUUCCUGCUGUGAUAGUAUUCAACAUCCUCGUUGAGAUGGUCCGUCUCACCCAGAGUGGCGACACGGUCAUAGAACCCAACGCCUUCCGUGGAUACUCAGUUGACGACAUCUCCGCCCUUCCUGAUCACAUCUUAUUUGCCAUACAACUCUACCACCGGUGGUGCAUCAGGGCAGUGAUUAAAGACAGCUAUCCUACCAAGCCUUCUCGCAUUAAUAUCACUGUUCCCGGUCUGACGGAUAUAAUAGUACCACAAGCAGCUAAUGAUGCCACAGUAAAGAUUGCUCGCGACCAAGCAGAAGACUCCGCCGAAGUGCUUGAGAAGUGUCUGCUGGUGAAGCGCGAUGUGAUGAUGCCCUCUAUGGCUAGCAUCGGCAGUCUGACCGAGGAAUCGGAGGUAUUGGAGAAUCAUUGGGACCAGGGAGUGAGGAUCGCCAGCAAAGAAUACUUAGCACAGCUAUCAUACGAAUUGGCCUGCUGGUAUUUCUACCGAGAAAAUUAUGAGAGAGCAAGUGAGCUGUUCAACAUGUCGAAUCAGUUGUCCACAGAGGUGCUUACUUCUACCUAUGUCAUGAUAGACCAGAAGAGAUUGAGGGGUUACCUGCAUGCUUGCAGCAGUCUCAAGGGCGUCUCCGAGGAAAGACAGCUGGUAUCACUACUGGAAAAGGCCGAGGCAUCCAAAAAUGAUAACUUUAAGAAUUUGGUGGAAAUCUUAGUCGAUGAUAACUCAAAGCGAGAACUGACAAUCUCUUAUAGGAACAGCUUGUUAGACGAUGUACAAAAACUAGCAAGAUCUGAUGAGUUAUAUUUCCAAGUUUAUACAUCCAACAUGAUUCGUAGUGUCCUCGAAGGGAGAGCCAUUCUGACGAGGUACACCUCUGAAAUGUUGGACCGACAACCUGAGCAAGUUCGGUUUAUCAUCAAGGUAGCAGAAGAGGCCAUCAAGUCAUGCUCUUACAGCCAAAGAUUGAACAUCAAGUGUUUUCUCAGGUACCUAUGUGAGGCACUUCCUCCAGAGAAGGGGUUUAUCAAUGCCAUGAUUGCAAGCCCACUCCAGUCAUACUUCAGUGCUGAAGAGUUAGAUGAUAUCAAUGAUAUUCUUGACGAGUACACUGCCAUGAGGGAGGUCACUUUUGAUUCAGAGUUCUCAAUGUGCAAUGACGAAAUGCCUGAAAAUGAAUUGGAGCGUCAGCUACUCCUGGUCUAUGAUCCUCCUGCUAUACGAGACCUCGUCUGCAAAAUAUCGAGAUCCGUCAGCCCACAGCAAAUCACCAAUCUUUGUACAAGGUGGCGAGUCUCGAGAGAAAUUAACCAGGGUCUGAUGAAUCUUCCCCCAGCAAGUAAAAAAGAGGACCCAGCCAUCGUCUACAUCAUGGUGGCCAAGGCUAAGCACUGUCUCGAUAUCAAGCUGUAUGAUCGAGCUCGUUUACUUCUUGGAGCAGCAGACGUACAAAUCAAAGACUUGUCUUACAAACUUUCCAAACUGAUACGAUACGAAAUAUUACACGUCGAUCUUUUACAAUUCCUUGAUCUCCGAACAUACGCCGAAGGAUCAUCACAUUCAGACGUGUUAAAACGGUGUAAAACAUGCAUAACAAGUUUACGCCUCGACUCCGAUAUUCAUCCUGGGAACGAGGUUAUCGGCCAUUCGGCAGCGUUUCUUUUGACGAUACAGGAUUGGGAAUAUCUGCGGAACCUUGCCAACACCAGAAAUGGCUACCUUGAGUUCAGUUGCCUUCUUGCCGACACGUGCAAGGAAUUGCCCAACAUAAAGAAUGCACGUCAACCUGGGAAGACCCUCUGGGAAGCAGUGAUCCAGAUCUUCACAGCGAGUUCUCAACAGAAGAGGAAUGCCGGUGGCAACAGUAACGUGUUCCAGCGUGAUGGUGGGGCGGGGCUCCUCUCGCGGGCCGAUCUGGUCACGUUCAUCCAAAAUAUCAAGGAACCAUUUGCGUUAUCAACAUUGAUAUCCCUCCUUGCCAAGCUCUACACAAUCCUAAAGGACAACAUCACCAGUGAGAUCUCCAACGAAUACCUUGGUCUCUGGCCCACCGUCCUCCUUGCCAGCUCGACAGAUAUCAAUGUUCAAGCAGUCUGUGACGCUCUGGCGAUCGUGCUCAAACAUUCCUUGUAUACUUUCCCGCAGAAUCAUGCGUGGUUGAGGACACAGGCUGACAUCUGCUUCGCUAACGCACAGUAUGGACCAGCUCUAAAGUUCUACUUAGAGGCCGGAGUAGUCUCUUCAGACUUCUUCACAACAGUGGUGCCUAUGAUUGUCUAUGAUGACCAAGUCUACAAGAAAAUGAUGCGAUGUUGCUCAAGUCUACAAUGUUUCACUCAGGUUGCCAUUCUGAGCCAGUUCCUUGAUGAAGUUGAUUACACGACCGCUUUCAAGGCCCUACAGGAGAAAAUCAGCUAUGAUGCAAUGGAUACCUACUACGACUGCAUUUGGGAUGGAACGAUCUUAGAAUUCCUCAUAUAUUUGCAUAAUAAGAAAGGAGAAGUGGACAAAAGGCAGAAAGCUGUACGCUGCCUAGGUCAGCUCGAGUUGAACAGCAAUAACAUUGAGAGCGUGCAACAUGAGGCCAGUAUGAUCAGGAAACAGAGGUUCUUGAGGGCAAUGGCGAAACAGUAUUUAUGAUGUGGAACUGAUUGGUGCGUGAAUAGACGAAGUUAGUGUUUUGGCAUGUUUUGGGAUGAAGGACUGUUUGGGAUCUUAUUCCGUUCGUACAGAACAUAAUCGUACAUAAUCUACAGAAUGUUUCUGGCUGAAAUGUCAGUGUCGCUUCAAGGAGAUAAUGAUGUACUAUAAAAGCACAUUGGUUAUUAGUGACUAAAGGGUUUAUUACCAGAAUUGUUAAAAGAAAAGCUUGUCGCCUUUGAAAUGAUUCUGUAUUUGUUUGUGGUAUUUGUCUUUCAAACUCAAUGAAAUACAAAUGAUUUUUGAUAUUUUAUGAAAAUCUCAAGUUUUGUGGAGAAGUUUGUUGUGCUAGAUAAGACAGUUUUCUAAGUGUAACUAAGUGUAACGUUGUGCAGGUCUAUGAAGAAAGGUUUCGUUGCAAGAUGCCAUUUUCUAAUAAAAGUUGCUAUAUUUGUACUUAA
Molecule: messenger RNA, 3493 nt
Organism: Lineus longissimus
Lineage: Eukaryota; Metazoa; Nemertea; Pilidiophora; Heteronemertea; Lineidae
Product: integrator complex subunit 8-like
Exons: 21
Coding region: 51-3032 (993 amino acids)
Biological process (GO): snRNA 3'-end processing
Cellular component (GO): integrator complex
Source: RefSeq, a predicted model, not a curated record